AUGGGUGAGGGUCAAAGACCCUCCAGCUCAGUGAGCAAAAAGGAGUUGGAUGACGCCAACAAGAUCAACGCUCUCUCAAAGAAGUACAGUGCCGUGGGCGAUCUGAAGAGCCGCUGGCAGAACUGGUCCUCGACGAACACCGUCAACCAGAAGCUCAACCCCUUCAGUGAGGACUUUGACUAUGAAUACUCCAUGUCCCUACGCCUCCACAAAGGCGAGGAGGGUUACGGACGCCCCAAGGAGGACACCAAAACAACAGCCGAACGUGCCAGGCGAGCCAAGCAACACAUCCAUGGUGAGAUAGCCGACAUGUGCUAUGUGAUCAAGACUAUGAACGACCCAGAUCCGGACGGGAAGACCCACGUCACUUUCAGAGAACUGUUUGAUAGAUACGUACGCGUCUCUGACAAGGUGGUGGGGAUUCUUCUGAGAGUCAAGAGGCAUGGGAAGGUGUCGUUCGAGGGGGAGAUGCUGAGGCAAGGGCAGGAUGAUGGUGUUAUCAUCACCCUGUUGGUGUGA
Oncorhynchus mykiss (rainbow trout) is the source of this 519-nucleotide messenger RNA. The record is from RefSeq and is a predicted model, not a curated record. Lineage: Eukaryota; Metazoa; Chordata; Actinopteri; Salmoniformes; Salmonidae.